AUGACCUCUUUAUCAUAUGUUGAGCCUAAAGGAAUGUACAUGCGACAUGCUGUGGAUAUCAAUAACCGUUGUUCAGGAUUCGCGCACGCUGUUCAUGGCGCUGCCCAGAAGAAACAGGGUCAGCCCGCGAAGGCACGCAAUGCAUUGGCCAACCAACUAAUCAACCAGCCAGCCACCCCGGUCAAGCAGUCUGAGCGUCUCUGUUCAGUGUCAUGCUGCCCCUCUUUCUGCGCAAAUCUCGACCUCUCUGUUGAUCUGAGUUUUGGCGCGAUAGCACCGUAA
Clonostachys solani is the source of this 282-nucleotide messenger RNA. NCBI's taxonomy places the organism in Eukaryota, Fungi, Ascomycota, Sordariomycetes, Hypocreales, Bionectriaceae. The record is from the annotation of a GenBank genome assembly.